Paramecium octaurelia is the source of this 576-nucleotide messenger RNA. Lineage: Eukaryota; Ciliophora; Oligohymenophorea; Peniculida; Parameciidae. The record is from the annotation of a GenBank genome assembly.
AUGUAACAUCCUAGAUCAACUUCGGCUCAUUACAAUACUUGCAAUUCUAAAUAUGGGAAUGGUUGGCUAUUGCAUGAUGGGAAACAACAAGUAAAGUUAAGUGAAACUCCUGUUCCUACCUAUGCUGAAAUUGUUAGAAGCAUGCAGGUAUUAACUAUUACUAUUUUGCAAAGGACUUUAGAAGAGCAGAGAAGCUGAUUAAGAAUAAACUAGUGGCUCAGCAGUUUGGGUUAGAACAAUAAAAGAAAGAGACAGAGGAGGAAAAAUAAAGAAGAAAAAUCGAUAAUAAGGUGCCUCCCAAACCAUUUCCAGUGAAGGAAAGCGAAUAUACAAAACCAGCCCAAGGGAUUAAUGUUGGUAUUCCAUUUUUUAUUAUAAUUUAUAGGAUCCCCAAUUUACGAAACAUCCAAUAUGUAAUAUGGACAACUAAACCCAACGAAGUUUGAAUUAAUUGAAAAGUUUUAUCCAAGAGACGCUAAAUUCACGUAGGGAUUCCAAGGCCAUACUUACAAAUUUGACGGGCUUAACACGAGUGUUGCCUUUUCGAAAACCCAUAAGGCUUUGGAUGAGUACUGA